Molecule: messenger RNA, 198 nt
Organism: Rodentolepis nana
Lineage: Eukaryota; Metazoa; Platyhelminthes; Cestoda; Cyclophyllidea; Hymenolepididae
Source: the annotation of a GenBank genome assembly
AACCGGUUUUUUAAACCAAUUGAACUGGUAGCCCUACAACUGGAGAUUGACGCUCUGACAGCACCAAAACCUGAACGACCUCAAGCUAGUGGAAGCGGUCACCAUCAAUCCAGUGGUGGCGGUAAAAAUCAACCACCCAAUGGUGUUAUCCAGUCCGAACCUCUCCCUCCCUCCCCAUCAUCUGCCAAUCGAAAUUGA